Messenger RNA from Serendipita indica DSM 11827, 1272 nucleotides. The record is from the annotation of a GenBank genome assembly. NCBI's taxonomy places the organism in Eukaryota, Fungi, Basidiomycota, Agaricomycetes, Sebacinales, Serendipitaceae.
AUGCUUGCACGGCGGAUACCGCGGGCGCUGGCAGCAGCGAGAACAAGCUCUGUGGCCCCUAGAUUGUCUCAAAUUCGGUGGGCAUCCACAGACAGCGCAAAACCGCUGCGAAGAACGGGCCUCUACAACUUUCACGUCGAAAAUGGAGCGAAAAUGGUACCAUUUGCUGGCUAUGAAAUGCCGUUGACGUAUAGCGGCGUCGGCCAAGUCGACAGUCACAAACACGUUCGUUCAAGCGUCGGAUUAUUCGACGUUGGACAUAUGGUGCAACACUACUUUCGCGGUGCUGGAGCGACACGGUUCCUCGAAUGGUUGACUCCAAGUGAUUUGAAUAGUCUCCCCAAUCACUCCUCUACGUUGUCUGUUCUCCUACUUCCUUCCGGAGGCAUAUUGGACGAUACAGUCGUCACGAAACAUACACCGGAUCUAUACUAUGUCGUCACAAACGCUGGACGAAGAGAAGAAGACCUCACAUGGUUUGCUUCAAAGCUCAAGGAGUGGAACGAGAAACACGGCGACAAGGUGGAGCAUCAAAUCUUGGAGGAUUGGGGUCUCGUUGCACUUCAAGGCCCCAAGUCGGCAGACUACCUCCAAGGUUUUGUCGACACGUAUGACGGGAAGCAAUACGAUCUCAAGCAGCUCACCUUUGGCAAAUCUGCGUGGUUAAGCAUUGGAGGUGUCAAGGUUCAUGUUGCUCGUGGUGGAUACACCGGAGAGGAUGGGUUCGAGAUAUCUCUACCACCUUCGGAAACAGUCGCGUGGACUCGAAAGUUGUACAAAUUCCCAGUUCAGUUGGCAGGUCUGGCAGCACGAGACAGCCUACGAUUGGAAGCUGGGCUAUGCUUGUAUGGCAACGAUCUCGAUGAGAGUACAUCCCCGGUAGAAGCAGGCCUUACAUGGGUAAUUGGCAAGAACCGACGGACACCUGGCGACGACAAAGCAUCUUUCAUCGGUGCAGAUGCUGUCAUAUCUCAGAUAGAAAAAGGAGUCUCCAGGAAGCGUGUAGGCUUUCUCGUCGAGGGACCACCUGCACGAGAACACGCUCCUCUAUUCGCUCCCAGCUCGUCAGAACAAAUCGGUGAAGUCACCUCGGGAAUCCCUUCCCCUUCAACUGGGAAAAAUAUUGCCAUGGGAUAUAUCGCAACAAAAUAUUCCAAGCGAGAUACAGAAGUGGAGGUCGAAGUACGCGGCAAGCGGAGAAAAGCAAAAGUUACCAAAAUGCCCUUCGUCCCCACAAAUUACUGGCGCGGUGAAGGUGUUCUGAAGCAGUAG